Macrosiphum euphorbiae (potato aphid) is the source of this 267-nucleotide messenger RNA. NCBI's taxonomy places the organism in Eukaryota, Metazoa, Arthropoda, Insecta, Hemiptera, Aphididae. The record is from the annotation of a GenBank genome assembly.
AUGAUCUCCUUUCCGACGCAAUAUUAUGAUCAAGACAAUUAUUGCAUUAUUCGACAAGCGACGGAUCGCGUGGUCGGCGUGACUUUAAUCUCUUCCGACCUGAGAGCGUGGCGUGCUGCUCUAACAUCCGACCCGGUGGUGCGUCAUGGCGCUACUGCCGAGGACGAACACGCGUCUUCCCUUCGUAGUGACACCGCGCACGUUGGGACGUCGUUUCGCCGUACAAUAAUAAACCCUAUCGUUGUACGCGUAUUUGUUAUGCGAUAA